GCUCAUUGGCGAUGACUUGUGAAGGCACACGGCCGCCGUUUUGCCACUCGCAAGAAACACUUCUCGGACAAUGACUUAUGUGAGAACUUCAAGCUCCUGUCCAACACUCCAAUCAUGACGUCUCCGCUCUGCUCUUUUGUCCUGGUGCUGAUCUUUUGUGCUCUCGAAACCAGCUCCACGAAGUCCUUUUACGCAGCCGAAGGAUCAGACGUGACUCUUCCCUGCAACCACACAUAUGACCGUACAUAUGCCCGUGAGCAAUUCUCCAUUAAGUGGUUUGUGUUCAAGUCAAGCUAUCAGUUAAUAGCAUAUCACAAUGAUAUGUACGAUUCACUGAUUGACAGGGUCCGCUACACGUCUACCGACCCCCGAAGCGGAGAUGCUUCCAUAACCAUCAGCAACCUGCGUCUCUCAGACACGGGGACCUAUUAUUGCAAUUUGAUUGUUAUUUCCGAAACAUACGCACAGAAAAUUGACUUGAAAGUCACAAAGAAACCAAGCAAGCCAGAGUGUAGCGUGGAAUGGGAGUUUGCAGAGGUUUAUGGUGCGAGGCUCAAAUGCAGAUCCUCACAUGACACCCUCACACUGACGUACAGCUGGACAAAGAUGGACGGAAACAAGAUGUUGCCUCCUCAGGCCAAUGUGGAUGCCACAAUGGGCCACUUGUUUGUAGACACGAUCACAGAGGACGACUGUGGAACAUAUCUCUGUACGGUGGAAAGUCUGGUUGGUACCCAACACUGUGACGUCCUACUUGAGUGUCCACAACCACCACUACCACCACCACCCCCAAUUACAAGCGAAAAAGUUCAACCCACGGCGCCACCAUCAGCCACGAGCGAUGGAGGUAUAGUUCCAGUCGUGGCCGUGACGUCCGUCAUGCUUGUGCUGGGUGUCGGUGCUCUCGCCGCCAUCUGGUACUGGUGCAGAAGAAACAGUGUUGACCUAGUUUUUAAUCAAACAGUGGAAGAGGUGCCUAUGUCGUCAAUGGAGAGGAGGGGAACGGUCUCGACUGGCAGAAGCGAUGGAAAAAAAUAUGAAAUAAUGGCCAAAGUUGUUUUGGAUUUAUUUAGGGUUUGUGUGUUGCUGGAAAGAGAAGACAAUCCAUCCGUCAUCUCCUGUUCAGAGAGAAUCUUGUAUUUUUAACCAUAACAAUAUGAUGAACUACUUUGUAACGUUUAGCUGCUGAGCCCAUUUGUAAACACUUUGGUCAACGUUGCUAUUUUAAAAAUUGUCUUCAUAUAAAGAUUUGAUGUGUGUAUAUACUGUAUAUGAAGUUGUCUAUAACUGAUACUAUUUUCUGUGUUGCCCUCCACGUUUGUAUCCUGGACAGCAGACAUCUUGGCGUGUAAAGAUGACAACACGUGACACAAGUGUGGGGAAUGAGUAGACGUGGUUUUGAUAUUGAUCAGAACAUCUAUUGAUUUUGUGAUGGGAGUGGACGGAACAUUUAUUUGAUGAAUGUAUUUACUGUAAACUCCACAAAAUUUAUGGAC
Molecule: messenger RNA, 1496 nt
Organism: Dunckerocampus dactyliophorus (ringed pipefish)
Lineage: Eukaryota; Metazoa; Chordata; Actinopteri; Syngnathiformes; Syngnathidae
Product: coxsackievirus and adenovirus receptor homolog
Exons: 2
Coding region: 115-1146 (343 amino acids)
Biological process (GO): homotypic cell-cell adhesion
Cellular component (GO): intercalated disc; basolateral plasma membrane; bicellular tight junction
Molecular function (GO): cell adhesion molecule binding
Source: RefSeq, a predicted model, not a curated record